AUGAUGACAAGGUUCCUAACCUAAAAUUUUUAAUGUCAACAUUGAGUAGUUUGUAGUCUGCUCGUCUGCUCUUUUCAGGCGCAAUAAAUUCCCCCGCUGAUGUAUUUGUAAGUCAUGGAAGAAGCAAAGCCUAUUCAUCCAGAAAGUCUCGAGCAGCCUACACCUGCACUCAUUUCAGAGGCAAUCUUAUUUGUACAACAAAUCUAUGCUACUUAUGGCUGGUAUAUACUUGGCUCUGUUAUCUUGGGACUGUAUGUUUGGAGUAAGGUAAAACCGCAUUAUGAAAAGUGGAGAAAACAAAAAGAAGAUGAUGAAUAUGCGGCCAAGGUGCACAAGAACCCUGACCUGUAUCGGGCACGGCAGGAGGCCAUUGUGGCUGCUAGACUUCGAAUGCAAGAAGAGCAUGACCGUAUGGCAAAAGUAAAAGCUGAGAGAGCAAAAGAGCUGGAAGACCAAAAGCGAGAAGACUGGAUUGCUCGUCAAUCAGGUUCUGGAGGUCAGAGACUUGGAAAUCAACAGAACAUCAGUAAUACGGAACCUCAGCCAGGCCCAAGCAAGAAGAAAUCUUCAAGCUUCAAGCCAGAAUAUAAUCCAUUAAUGGGUGCUGGAAGUUCCGGUGGAUACCGUCCACAAAAGAGAGGAUGCCCAGGUGGAGGUUGCGGUAAAAAGUAAAUGCAUAUAGCAGUAAUAUUUCCAAGCCUAUGUUCAAAGUGAUGCUUGGGCCCCCUUACUAAACAUAAGUCAGAAUUCAUAAUUGACAUGACCAACCACAGGGUAGGUUCAGUUUGGAUGUGAUAAUACUAAUCUCAUUGAUCAUACCAUUGUAUAUUUGUUGUAUUUUAACAUUUACAAGUUUAUUGUUAACAAGCUAAGGUUUCAUCCUCAAAUCAGUAUCAUGACUCUCAGUGCCUGACAUUUUCAAACUCCAAUAGAAGUUAUUGUUUUAAUUAUUAUGAAGUACCUACUCAUCAGGUAGUUAAUUUUUCAAGUGGUUCUUGAAUCAUAUAGUGCUAGUUUAACUACAUUCCAGCAACAUGUGUCUGUCUAUAAGGUUUUUUAAAUAACAUUCAACAUUAUUGCUUUCUUAACUUUAUUUAAACUCUGAAUUAUAAUUAAAUUUCUAAACUUGUUACUUAAA
Molecule: messenger RNA, 1138 nt
Organism: Frankliniella occidentalis (western flower thrips)
Lineage: Eukaryota; Metazoa; Arthropoda; Insecta; Thysanoptera; Thripidae
Product: selenoprotein S
Exons: 5
Coding region: 115-672 (185 amino acids)
Biological process (GO): retrograde protein transport, ER to cytosol; endoplasmic reticulum unfolded protein response
Cellular component (GO): endoplasmic reticulum membrane; Derlin-1-VIMP complex; Derlin-1 retrotranslocation complex
Source: RefSeq, a predicted model, not a curated record